Messenger RNA from Aspergillus aculeatinus CBS 121060, 4977 nucleotides. RefSeq lists its product as uncharacterized. Lineage: Eukaryota; Fungi; Ascomycota; Eurotiomycetes; Eurotiales; Aspergillaceae. The coding region runs from base 1 to 4977 and encodes 1658 amino acids. The transcript is spliced from 11 exons. Gene Ontology annotation, molecular function: protein binding. The record is from RefSeq and is a predicted model, not a curated record.
AUGGGCAGUCGCAAUGAUGAUCUACCGACCAACAUUAGUCUCACCGGGAGUGAUGGUCCCCCAGGGGAGCCUAGUGUACCAGAGGGCGACGGCACUCCAUCAAAUGGCCACAUUCCAGAGGAAGGCCGUGCUCUCGAGGCAGAUGGUGUCACCGGGAGUGAUGGUCCCCCAGGGGAGCCUAGUAUACCAGAAGGCGACGGCACUCCAUCAAAUGGCGAUAUUCCAGAGGGAGACCGUGCUCCAGAGGCAGACGGUGUCACCGGGAGCGACGGGUCACCAGUGGAAGACGAUCAACCAGCGGACGACGAUAGUCCUGGAAAAGAUGAUGAUUUGGUGCAUACGGACAGUGUUGCAGAUGUUGGAGAUAAUAACGAUGGCCCAGCCGAAUAUAGAGCUCUAGAGCAAGAGCGGCCCCGAGACCUACUGCAAGAGCUUAUCAAAGCGAUCGAGGACGGAGAACCGCAGACUGCGAAGAACCUUGUUGCUGAACACAAUGAACUUGCAAACAUGACAUUCACCUACGGUGCAAGCAAAGAGAGCGACAAUUCAGAAGAGCGGACGACUCCGCUAUUGCUGGCCAUCGAGCUGAGUAGAAGUGGCCUCGUUGAGAUUCUGGUCGAUCGAGGAGCAGAUGUCAAUCUCACGGUCAUGAAUGCCAAGUAUUAUGAAGGAGAACCCCAAACGCUCAAGGCAUUGAAAGCUGCAAUUUUGUGCGGUAGUCAAGUGAACCUCGAGGAAAUCCUUGAGCACAGCCUCGAUAUCAUCAACGCAGAUAUAAGUUUCACAAGCGAGGAUGUGACGGGACUUACAAUGGAUGAAAUAACCCCCUCAAUGUUGGCCGUCGCCUUUGAGCGACCUGAGAUCACCAAGCUUCUGGAGGCCAAUGGCGCAGACACAAAAGCCACAACGGUCAAUGAUGAAUCUACUCCAUUUCUGCCUGUUACUAUUGAGACCCAGCUUCGAACUGUCCAACAUUUCAGGAAUAGACGAGCAACCGGAUCUCCUUUGGUGAACGGCGACCAUACCAUGACGCCGCUUCUCGCCGCAGCUCAGACAGGGAAUGAGAAGGUGUUCGACAUUCUAUUGAAGCACAAGGCUGACCCGACAGCUAGUGAAAUUAUGGAAAUACCGCGCUGCAUCUGGCUUCGAAGGGUGGAGACACAACCCACUCUACCAGCAUUCCGAAAGGAGGGUACCUCGCAAUCAUUGAAGGACUGUAAUGACGAGACCGCGCUCAUAGUCGCGGCUAUGAACAAUCAGAAGUCCAUCGUGGAACGGCUGAUCAAAUUCAAAGCGAACAUCGAGAGUCGAGAUAUAUGGCAAUAUACGGCAUUACUGAAUGCCGCCACCUUCCAGGCAAACUCAGUCCUCCCUAGUCUGCUUGACGCGGGUGCAAACCUUGCAGCAAAAACGGGAGCAGGAUUAAACGCACUCCAGCUGGCAUGUGAGAAUAAUGACGGGGACACCGUGCGACUGCUUCUCGGAGUUCCGCCGAUCAAGUUGGCCACGCUCAUGAGAAUCGGCGAUCAUGCGGGAAAAACGGUCCUGGGCUGGGCAAUUUUCCAGAAAAGUGAUCCCUCGAUCAUCUUCCAACUACUAGAGUCCAGUUUCUUCUUUCCGCUCGACCCAGCGCAAGAUGAAGUGCAUCGUUCCCCCAAAAGCGAGCAGGUGCCCAUUGCGAAGUGGCUAUUGAAUGACUCUCGGCGGCAGGAGAUGCUCGGCCAUCAAGUGCCGGUUCUCUACUGGGCGCUACUAAACGUACAAAAAGUGCUGUGUGAAGUUGUCAUGCGCCAGAACCCGGGAAGCCCUCCAAUAUUAGAAGACCGGUGUGGUGCAACAUGGCUGCAUGUGAUUGCUUUAAGUGGGAAUGUGGAUGGGCUUGAAUGGAUGAAAGAUAAUUGGAGUGCUCAUCUUUUGAACAAGGCGAGCCGCGACUUCACACCAUUGCAUGCUGCGGUGGAAAACGGGCAUGAAAAAAUGGUCCGAAUCCUCCUGGAAAAGAUUGACGAGAAAGAUGCCUCACGGGUGUUAGAUGUGAUCUUGGGGGAAGGGAAGGAUGCUGAAAGUGCUAUUGCGGUCGCAGUCGUGAAUAACGAGCCUGAGAUUGAGGAACAGCUUUGGAACAAAUUGCGAGAGUUAUUCGAAGCCAAAAAGCCCUCUGCUUCACCUGGCGUCAGGCAGGAUGGGGAUGACGCACACAGAAAAGAUGAAUGGCGCAACACUGCAGAACGCGUAGUUGGAGCCGCAGCCUGGCGAUACACAACUGGAGAAGAGAAAUAUUUGAAUGGUUUCAUAGAUAUUUACUCGGCUGGAAAGGCAAGGGCGAAAGAUAUGGGGCCUCUGGACUUUGUCGUCAAAUACCAAUUCCCGACCGCCCUUUGGUGGUUGCUCUCCAGCGGGGAGUAUUUUGGUGAGAUCCUGUUCAGGAAAGGGAAUGAGCUCAGAAACUAUGGAGACGGAGGGGACCCGGCCGACGACCGAGAGAAUUGGCCUACUGCUACUGUCAUUAGGAAUCUCCUGACCAACCCUCCUUCGUUGCGUAGACCCAGCAAUGGCAAGCUUUUGCCUGAAUUUGAAUACGAGAGACCCGUCCCUAGACCCGUCCCUCAGACCGACAAAACCUAUGCUAUAGUGCUUGACGUGACCAUUAAGGCCAAAGCACAAACUGCGAUCAAGCUCAAACGUGGGGAAAUCAGGGAAAUUCUGUACGGGCGAGGGCCCAACAGCAUCAUGAUGGACACAGGAUAUCGCGAUCUUCAGGCUAUGCAAGAUGAGCUUUUCAAAAGGAAGACGGCGCUAUCAAAGAAGCCGGCAGCCGAACAACCGUCGGCACCACCGAGAGAGUCAAAAAAUACCACCGGGAAACAGGGCGAGUCUUCAGAUGCGAGCUCGAUGAAACAAAAGCAGAUGCGAUGGUUUCAUAUUCCCACAAACAAUUUGCAAUAUGUCAAGGUAUUAGUGCCCCCUCAUCUUGCAGAACCCUGGGCUAACUGGCAACAGGAUCUCAUGGUCAGAAUAUCUCGAGAGAAAGAGCAUAGUCAAAGCACGCAUCGUCGCUUGGCGAAGCUAGUGAAAAGGAGCUGGGUGGAGAUACCCGCGGGAGGAGAGAAACAUUAUAUGAAACCACGCUGUUUGUUUCCCUACAUAUCGUGGGGUGCUGGACCUCCCAAAGCUCAGAAUCACGGGAAGAACGAGCACAACGGCCAGGACCAUACAGAGCCAGGCUUUGACUCCCAUACCGAACAGCAGGACCCCAAAUCGCAGAGUACCUCGGAGCGGCUUUCGAAGGCAAUAUCGCAACCCAGUCCGCAGCCUGACGAAAAAGUCAGCUGGCCGGAGUCGAAGCAGGACACGCGGAAAAUUGUCCACGAAGCUCUUACCCUAGAUCAGUAUUACUACGACUCGAUCAAAGAUACGUACACAAGGGAUCACGACCAGGCUCUUUCGCGAUUAUUUAAGACUUACAAGGAAAAGAGAGCCAUACAGAGCACACAACCAUACGAGGAGCAAAGGCCACACCAUAAUCACGAGCCGGUCGGCGAGACCUUGACAACAGACUGUCGGGAUUUCUUUGAGCCACUCUCCAGGAGAUGGAAGGAGCGACGGGACAAACAAAUACCACAUAAGCAGGAACGGAAUGAUCAGGACCGGUCGUACGCGUUACAGAAAGACGAAGCAGAAAGCUUUCAAAUCCUCAAGGUCAACCAGCUAUGGCUAUGGAUCCUGCACGACGGUAAGAUCAACACCAUUAUCACCAGCGUGACACAGGAAGUCGAAGAUGGCGAGAAAACCUUCUUGGAACGAGUUCUCGACAAGCUGAAUCAGGCCGAUUUCGACGUUCCCGAAGAAAAGAAAGAGCAAGGCUCAAGCUUGCCGGCAUAUCAGAUCCGAAUUGUGCAAGGGAUAUUGGAUACCGCCCGGGACAUGUUCGAUGCCCGGGACGUUCUGAUCGAUCCUCCCCUUAAGGAAAAGAUCGCACCUCUGGAUGUGUACCGCAGGGCGAUUCAAAAGAUGCGCGAUAAAGAGAUCGAGCUGUUCGCUGGCUUUCGGGAUGCCCUCAACCUCAAGGCAAGGAAGGGAGAGUCGCAAGCAAGACAAACAUCACAGCAGAAUGGAUUAUCCUCUCAAAGGGGCCCAGAACCUCAGAAGUUUUGGGAGAGCAAAUCGACAUCCGAGAAUCCAUACAAGAGGAUCGACGAUGAAACUAACGUCCUUCAUGAGAUCAAGGACAUUCUCGACGAGCUGAACAUUCUCAAAUCUCUGGCGCAUGAUCAAGACAACGUCGCUAAAUCGAAAUUCACUCUAUCGGAAGUCAGUAACGAUAUCCAAGGCAUGGUGCGAGACGCCAUAAGCAUCCAGACCGACAUCAACACAUUGCUUGAUUUGAAACAGAAGAAGGCGGGCAUCGUUGAGGCCCAGGCCACGCGAAGCCAGAGUGACACUGUCAUGAGCUUCACCGUGGUGACGAUCAUCUGUCUCCCGGCCUCCUUCUUGACCAGUCUGUUCGCAUUGGAUAUCUCGGACUUCCCACAUGAGAAUGGCAACCUAGUAUAUCAAGGGCGCUGGAUAUUCCCGAUUAUCUUUGGGGUCUCCUUGGUUGUCUCCGCUUUUUUCGUUGCACUUGCGUACAACGCCAAUUGGCUUAAGAUCCUCAUUCAACGAGGUAUGGAACACAGCAGGCAUUGGGGCUGGUAUGAGACCAUGCGAAAGAGGAGUCAGUCUCUCUUUCACCGCGGUGAGACAAAGGGAGGGAAUCACCAAGAAAACAACGAGAAGCCCCACACAGAACCAGCGACACCAGUAGAGGAGCAAAGUCGCUCUGAAGCCCCCAGAUCUCCGGGCGCUCGUUGGCGGACUGUGCAAAGUAUACUACCUUUCAUGAAACAGCCCAAACCAGGGACCGAUGUGGAAGGCCAACACAAUGCAGAGCGGGCACAGACGCCGAGCUCCCACGAGCAAAACCCACUCAAGGUUUAA